Molecule: messenger RNA, 5205 nt
Organism: Callithrix jacchus (white-tufted-ear marmoset)
Lineage: Eukaryota; Metazoa; Chordata; Mammalia; Primates; Cebidae
Product: speedy protein E21-like
Biological process (GO): positive regulation of cyclin-dependent protein serine/threonine kinase activity
Molecular function (GO): protein kinase binding
Source: RefSeq, a predicted model, not a curated record
GACCUCAUGAUCCACCCGCCUCGGCCUCUCAAAGUGCUGGGAUUACAGGCUUGAGACACCGCAGCCGGCCUGACCCUGUUUCAAAAAAAAAAAGGGCCCACAAGUCAGGAAGAAGCUCCUGAGGAGGGUGUGUGAAAAGAAAGGAGGGACUCAGGCCAGGCCCAGUGGCUCACACCUCUAAUCCCAGCAUGCUGGGGAGCUGAGGCAGGCGGAUCACUUAAAAACAGGAGUUUGAGACAGCCUGGCCAACAUCUUAAAAUCCGGUCUCUACAAAAAAUACAAAAACAAUCUAGGUGUUAUAGUGGGCAUCUGUAAGCCAAGCUACUUGGGAGACUGAGGCAGGAGAAUCACUGAAACCCAGGAGAUGAAGGCUGCAGUGAGCUAAAAAGGCACCACUACACUCCUGCUUGGGUGACAAAGCAAGACUCUGUUUUAAAAAAAAAAAAUGAGGGACUCAGAGAGCCAGGGACCAGGGAAGGAAAUGAGGAAGCAUUCUGAGGAGAAAUGGAAGAAUGGGGAGGAGGAGAGGCACAUGGGGUUCGGCAAGGGAGAAGCCAGCAGCCUGAGGGGCUGGGAGGAUGGAGAGCGGUUUGGGGUUUUGGGUCAGGGUCUAAGGUGAUCAACUGCAGAAUCAUUAAUUACACGGUGGCCUGCUUUCUUUACUCAGUCCCUUGGGUAGAUCCCGGCACCCCGAGUAAGUUCCUUUACUGGAACAUGAAGAGGGAGUGGUUGGACAAAUCUGAGGAGGAGCCCAAGGAGGAGACAGAGAAGAAGCCUGAGGAGACCUGGGUGCUAGACACCCUGUGUGGGCUCAAGAUGAAGUUAAAGCGAGAGUGUGUGUCACCCGUGCUCCCUGAGCACUACAAGGCUUUCAACAGGCUGCCUGAUUCCAGCCCGCCUAGUUUCCUUUCUUGGCAAAAGAAGAGGGACUGGUCGGACGAAUCGGAGGAGGAGCUGGAGGAGAAGACAGAGAAGGAGUGCACCCCUGAGCCUGAGGAGACCCCGGUGCUAGACACCCUGUGUGGGCUCAAGAUGAGAAUAAAGAGACGGCGAGUGUCACCCGUGCUGCCUGCUACCUGGCCAGUGACAUGGAGGAGGACAGCCAGGGCCCCAAACAAGCCAUCUUCAACUUUCUGUAUGGGAAGGACCGCUCCCAGCGAUGCUUAUUCCAGAAGCUUCAGUUCCAGUUCUUCUGUUCCAUGCGCUGCAGGGCUUGAGUUUCCCUGGAGGAGCUGAAAGAGAUCCAGGCUUAUGACCCAGAGCACUGGGUAUGGGCACGAAAUCGUGCCCUCUUUUCUUAGAGCUACAGGACCGUGGAGGCCUGAGGUCAUCGGCCUGAGAGAAGGUAUGUCUGCAUCCCCCGGAGUCAAGGCAGAAUUUUGUGUCUAUUUAGAAAAUCCAAGGAACUCAAUUGCUUGAUGUAGCUUCAAGCAUGGGCAACUUGGCGAGAUUCACUCUCCACAAAAAUUCACAAAUUAGCUGGAUGAUAUGGGAGGCAUCUCUAUUCCCAACUACUCGGGAGGUUGAGGAGGGAGGAUCGCUGAAGCCUGGGACACUGGGGCUGAGGGAGAGACCUGAUCCUGCCACUGUACUCCAUCCAGCCUGGUUGACACAGUGAGACCCUGUCUCAAAAUUCAUCAGAAAUACUGAGUUCCAGGAAGUUCAUUAGGAUUGACACAUUUGAAUUACCUAUGUGGGUCAAGGAUUCAGUGAAGAUUCGGUUUACAUCUUGUGCAGCUAACCACGUUGAGGACUCAGCAUGAGACUUCAACAUUAGGAAGUAGGACUAUGGAUUAGGCUCCGGGACUCCUGGUUUGUGAUGUUGUCACAUUAGAAACGUAUCUAGCGUGGUUAGCAGUUUAGAUCUUAAGUGACAUGAAAAGCCCCACAUGUGAUGAAGUCUAAAGCCACAUUGUCUGAGGGUUCCUUACUCCCUGGGCAGACCGACUCGAAGUCCUGGCAAGGAAAUAGAUAACUGGGGAUGGCCUUGGGUGUAAUAAGUGAGUUUUGGAGUCAGGGUCACCAAAGUGUGCGUAUCACAAUUGAACAGCACGGUUCAGAAGCAGGCUAGAGAAUGAAGGGCAGGAGAUGAAACUGGAUUGAUCAAUUGCUCUGAACUCUAGUUAGAAUUGACAUGGGACGUGAAUGACCUUCCUAGAGAACUGCUUCCUUGAAACCUGACCACCUCUCUCACUUCCAGAAAACCAGGCCCAGGGGAAAUGCAGAUUUUCAGCAUGAAGUUGAUUCCAAUGCUAAUGACAGACACCAGGAAAAAGGAGAGGAGCCAUUUCUGCAGAUCAUCUAGAAGAGCCUGGACUGUUCUAGAAGGAGCUGAAUAAAGGACAAUAGAUUGCCCUUCCAGGAGUUGGGGGCGGGGAGACGGUACUUCUAGGAAUCUGUGGAAGACAGUGAGAAACCAGGGGUGUUUCUGAUUCCACUCCUUCCUGCAGCACCACCUCCCUUUUUAUAUUGCUGAGUUCCAGCCUCCCUGGGGUGGAACCUGGAGGUUCUGUUUCCUGUAAACUUGGUUGCCCCAGUCCAGGAGAAUUUGAAGGCACAGUGCAGGGGCUCAGAUUGGCACGGACUUAUUUGUAAAAUAUGAGUGCCAUAGGAUUGUAACAGAUAGCUUCAUGCAUAUGCAUUUUUGUGGUUUCUUUGUAAAAUGUUGGCCAUCAAAUAAUUAAUAUGUUUAUUUCAAAUAGUUUGGAAAUUGUUGUACUUUUGAAAACAUGCUGUUCCUGUAGAGUUUUUGAUGAGAGUUACAGCUGUUAUAUAUACAUAAAUAUAAUCUUCUUUUCAUUUUUAAGAAUUCUUUUCAUCCUAAAUCUUCUAUUAAAUUGUUUUAUUAUAAUAUGUGCUCCUGAAGGGAGCCUCUUUAUCUAUGAUACUUACAUGAUAAUCUAUUGUAUUUAUAGCUAUGUGGUAGUUCCCCUAAAUUCUUGUGAUACAAAUUUUUAUUCGCUGUUUAAUGUUUGUUACUGAAUUCUGAGUAUUUAGUUGUGAUUUUUAACAUCUUAGAUAUAUACUAAUAUGUCUAAUAUGUACUAUACAUUUAGUGGUUUAUUUUGAAAAAGAUGGGCACAGAAUUAUUACUACACUUAUUUUAAAUACUUUGGAAAUACGGGUAUUUUUUAAUAGAUGCUGUUCCUAUAAAGUUGUGUGAUAGGUGUUAUAGCUGUUAUAUACACAUAAAUAUAAUUUUGGUUUCCUUUUUAUGAGAGGAUUCUUUUUAUUCUAAAUCUUUUAUCUUUAAAUCUUUGUAUCUAUUAAUGCGUGUGGUACUGAAGCAAGCACUCUUUUUACCUAUACUACUUAGUAUAUCUAUUACAUUUAUCGCCAUGUGAUAGUUCCCAUAAAUUCAGGUAAAAAUAAAUUUUUAUUUGAUGUUAAGUGUAUGUUUUUGAAAUGUGAGAACUCAGACUUAAUUUUUGCCUCGUAUUGACAUGUUUGUACGUUACCUUGAAGAGGAUAUGUGUUUUGAACAAGGCCAUGAGCUGUGUGUUUUGAAGUAGGCCAUGAGCUGUGUGUUUUCAAGGGAACAGUGCAGUGCAUCUCUUGGGAAACCUAAUAAACAUGAAGUUUUCUCAUCUUCACAGUAAGUGUGAUCAGAUUGCUCUGAAUUGAUAUUUGCUGUCAAGUGACAUUUUUCAUUAACAGGGUUGUGGUUACUUGAAUAUAUUUAUUAGCUCUGAAGGAUAAUCCUGUUAGCUGGGCACAGUGGCGCAUGCCUGUAAUCUCAGCUUCUCAGGAGGCUGAGGCAGGAGAAUUGCCUGAACCCAGGAGGCGGAGGUUGCGGUGAGCCGAGAUCGCGCCAUUGCACUCCAGCCUGGGUAACAAGAGCCAAACUCUGUCUCAAAAAAAAAAAAGAAAGAAAAAAACAUAAGGCUGGGUGCAGUGCACACACCUAUAAUCCCAGCACUUUUGGGGGUCACAGUGGGAGGAUCAUCUGAGGCCAGGAGCUUGAGACCAGCCUGGGUAACAUGGCAUCUACAUCUAUUUUUUUUAAAGUUUUUUUUAAAAGGAAUAAGGAGAAGAGAGGGCUGAUCCCAAGCUAGAGUUUGUUUGGUUUUUUUGCUUUCCUUUUUGAGACAGAGUGUCACUCUGUCUCCCAGGUUGGAGUGCAGUGGCACAAUCACAGCUCAGUGCAAACUCUACCUCCCAGGUCCAAGUGAUUUUUCUGCCUCAACCUCCCUAGUAGCUAGAAUUACAGUGUGUGCCACCACACGUGGCUAUUUUUUGUACUUUUAGUAGAGGCAGGAUUUCAACAUGUUGGCCAGGCCGGUCUCGAACUCCUGACUUAAGGUGAUAUGCCCGCCUCAGCCUCCCAAAGUGAUGGGAGUACAGGCAUAGCCACUGUGUCCAGCCCAGCAUGAUACUUCCUUUUCUUGUGUGAGAUGGAGUCUCACUCUGUCUCCUAGGCUGGAGUGCAGUGAUGCUAUCUUGGCUCGCUGCAACCUUUGCCUCCUGGGUUUAAGUGAUUCUCCUGUCUCAGCUUCCUGAGUAGCUGGAACUACAGGCACAUGCCACCAUACCCAGCGAAUUUUUUAUUUUUAUUUUUUUUUAGUAGAGACAGGGUUUCACCAUGUUGGCCAGGAUGAUCUUGAACUCCUGACAUCAGGUGACCCACCCACCUUUGCUUCCCAAAGUGCUGAGAUUGCAGGUAUGAGCCACUGUGCCUGGCCUGAUACUUUCAUUACAGUUUUAUGUAAGAAAAACACUGGCAAAAGUUAAGACCAGCCAAAAGCAGAGACACAAAACGCAAACUCUGAGAGGGUGUCAAAGAUGCCCUCUCUGUGUCCUAAGGACGCCCCAUCCUCUCAGCACACUGAUGUGUGUCACCAGCCAAGGAAGCUCCCCUGGGCUUCCACAUCCAGGGCUUUUAUUACAGUGGCCGGGUUGAUUCAGUCACUGGCCAGGCAGCUCAGUCCAUCUCUAGCCCCCUAGUUCCUUUCUGGGAGUCGGGCUGACACCAUGUGGCUUGAAGUCACAACCUUCAAAUCACAUGGUUGGUCAUCUGGUAUGUGUGACCCCUUGCCAAGCCAUCUGGUUGGCAUGAACUCAGGUGUAACCCUGGGGAGCCACUGUGAGUAACAGACAUGCCUAUCACCCAGGAAAUUCCAAGGACAUAUAGUCUCUCCAGCAAUCAGAGACAAAGACUGAAACAACUGGGAAUAAGCGGGGAAGUGUCAGACAGCAGAGAAACAC